UCCACUGGUGCCGCUGGCUGGAGAUUGACCAAUCAGAGCGCUCCUCGCCGUUCGUCACAGGGAAAUAAAAGUUGUAAAAGCGCGUGUGCGCGCGCGAGGGCAGAGGCGCGAGACGCGGUGCAGGGAAAACGUCAAGACGAUACCGGAUAUUUCCUUCAGACAAGCAGACCUCGUUACUCUCAUUUAUACGGUCAAACCUUUAAGGGAAAGGAUAUUUUUAUUUUUUGUUACGGAAUUUAUCGAAUGAACGAUAAAGAGAAUGAGUUUACAGUCAUUUGUCUUUAAACGCCGUAUCGCAGCUGUCUUCAAAUACAAGUUCUGUCGUUUAUUUAACCUUUUUGGACUCAAGUGUUGUUAUUGAGGGAUUUUUUUUUUUUCAUUUCGGAAUGACGGAAAUCAGCGAAAAAGAGAAUGAGCCUCAGAACCGGGACUUUAACCAGCAAACCACCAGCCAAACAGAAUCAAAGCUGCAGCGCCUGAAGCGCUCCCUGUCCCUCAAAUCCGUCAUACGCAGCAAGAGCGUGGACAACUUUUUCCAGCGUAGCAAUGGCGAGUCAAAGCCAUCCUCAGCCCUCAUCACUGCACCGCCACCGCCGUCCCCUCCUCCCUUCUCAGAGUCCCCUUUAGGCUACGAGCGCUCUCCUUCCUUAUCUCCCUCUGUCAGUCCUAACCCGUCACUGUCGUCACAUUCCCCUUCCAUCAGUCCUUCACUGUCUGGAAAACUCAAGAUCCAGCUGAAGUCUCAGACCAAGCUAUUGCAGCCAGGCAAGACCCACUGUUUCCAGGAGCAUGUCUUCCGUAAGCCUACCAGCUGCCAGCGAUGCAAGCAUAUAAUCCAAGGAAACUCCAAGCAAGGUUUGCGCUGUAAAGCCUGUAAGCUGGCAGCUCACCUCUGGUGCUCGUCUGAGCUCUCCCAGCAGGCCUGUAAUGGCAAGGCUGGAGCUUUUAAGAGAAACUUCAGCUCUCCUCUGCUGUCCAUUGAUCCACUGGGUGUGGUCAGAGAGGCUCCUGCUGCCCAGGAGGCAGACAAUGUGAUCGUUGAUCCAGUGUAUGAGGCUCUGCGCUAUGGCACAUCGCUGGCUCAGAUGAGUCGCUCCAGCUUUGGCAGUGUCUCCGAGUCUCCCUGCCACGAGACAGAAAAACUUCAGGAAAAACUAGAAAACCAGCCUAUUGCUGAGGAGGAGCAAAUUCCAGGAAUGCUCACCCCUCCUGAAAGCGAGAAAGCUGAUUCAGAAGACAGGGUCAGCCUGAAGACGCCCAAGCGAGUGCCGGUUCAUUCUCUCCACACUUAUGUGGCGCUCUACAAGUUUUUGCCCCAGGAGAAGAACGACUUGGAACUACAACCUGGAGACAGAGUUCAAGUUACAGAUGACUCAAAUGAAGAUUGGUGGAAGGGGAAAAGCGGACACAAGGUGGGAUUUUUCCCUGCUAACUUUGUGCAGCGGGUACGCCCAGGGGAGCGGGUGUGGAAGGUCACUGCCGGUUUCCAUGGCAACCGAGACAAAGGCCAGAUGACUGUAAAAGAAGCCCAGAUUUGUGUUGGUAAAAACGAGGACAUUGACGGCUUCCUCCGGCUAAGCAGCGGAAAGAAGCGAGGCCUGGUUCCUGCGGAUCACCUGAUAGAAAUAUGACCGAGGCGAACCUCUCCUUGACCUUUUAUCUGAUAUAGGAGUUUGCAUUGAUGGAGGAUCGCUCAGCACUCCACUGACGACCGUCCACCUCCAGCUCUCCAAAAAACACGGCAGUAACUUAGCAGCUUGAGUGGAUGAGAGCGCGCGGCUUCGCUUUCCGCUGCAGCAGACUAAAGAGAACUUGAGACGCGAUGGAGCAUCUUCACAGCUACUUUCCUGUAGCACAACGUCACUUUUUUGUGUAAGAGAAAUGUAGCAUCGGAUUGAAGAGGCGUACAAGAAGGCCGGUUACCUCACUUAGCCAUCUUCACUGGCCAAUAUUGUGAUAGCAUGUUAAACAUUUGAGUCAGAAGUGAGCAGCCUGUGUUCAUCUCACUGUUUGUGCAGAGAAAUCCACACAUGCUGAUAAUUGUUCUUGCUUUUGCAAACACCUCUAAGCUAAAAAGAUGCUAUAUUUGUGUGUUUUUUUUCUCUGUUGAUCAACUCGUGCACGUUUAAUGCUGUAAAACAUAAUAUGCAUCCAUGUCACUUCAGUAAAUCAGGUAUUUAUCUGCAUAAAAACACAAUCUCUUCAGUUUUGGUCUCAAGAAAGUCAAACUUUCUGAAGCAAACGUUUAAGAUUUAAAAAUAAUAAGCAUACUAGGAGUUUUUAUAGUGUAAGAUGAGAAAACACAAAAGAAAUGAACACACAGGACAUGUAUUUUCCCCUUCACGGUGACAUUUGAAACCUGCCCCCUGUCGCGACACCCCGACUGCCCUUCAUCUGAAACGUGUCCUGUUACAUUGUGUGUAUUUUUAACAACUUCAAUGAUGUGAAACCAGCGAGAAAAGAAAUAGAGCAAGAGAAAAAUAAGACAAUUCAGCUGGAUUUUUUGGGAGAUUACUUUUUUUUUCAACUUUUAAUUUUAAAAAAGCAAUUUACCAAACAAAAAUCUUUCAAAUUGCUAAAUUUAGGUCUGGGUGAAAAGACGGUAGAAAGCUCAAUCGCCAUACUCUACACAAUCUACUGCUGUAUCAAAUAUACGGAAGCAACAAUGCAAUGGCAAUAACUGUAUGCACAAACAACUAACUGUAAAUAACCGUAAUAAAUGACUGUACAUAUAUGUCUGCUCUAAACAAUACUCCAAUAGGUCUCAGGAGCCGACUGAGGGCAUUACUUCAUUUUACUGUUCCACUUGUCUUAAUUAUUUAUUCUAUUUAUUUAUGCUUCUGUUUCCUUGAAUAUUUUUUGUCCACACAACUCUUUACAGAUACUAUGCACAGCAGCUUUUGCAUUGCACUUUUUUUUUUUCAACCCACAGCAAGAUUGGAAGUUGUGUUUCUGUUAGCGUUUGUUCUUGAAUCAGUCCACACCACGCUACUUCAGAACAUUAUACUCAGAGUAGAAGCUGGAUCGGAUCAGGAUCAGUAUGAUAUCUUCACCUCUCUGCACACUGCCUGGCUAGUUCUCUGCAUGGGUAGCUGCCUGGUGAUCUAACUCAAUAAAAUCAGUUAAUCUCUCAA
Molecule: messenger RNA, 3134 nt
Organism: Oryzias melastigma (Indian medaka)
Lineage: Eukaryota; Metazoa; Chordata; Actinopteri; Beloniformes; Adrianichthyidae
Product: SH3 and cysteine-rich domain-containing protein 2
Exons: 11
Coding region: 387-1631 (414 amino acids)
Biological process (GO): positive regulation of voltage-gated calcium channel activity; skeletal muscle contraction; positive regulation of protein localization to plasma membrane
Cellular component (GO): extrinsic component of cytoplasmic side of plasma membrane
Molecular function (GO): protein binding
Source: RefSeq, a predicted model, not a curated record